AUGACAUCCACGUCGCAGCUUUGUCAGUCAGAUAUAUUCAAGAAACGCUCCGAGCUCCUCAACCGUGAUGCUCGAGCGGUUCUCUCAUACGAGAGAGCUAGGGCCAUUGGCUUAGCACUCGGCAUCACUCUUCAUGAUACUCUGCAUUUGACGCAAAAUUUUUGGGCCAUACACACCGACCCGGUCAUGGUCCUAGAUGGGGCCGCGUCUACGCUGCUGACCAUCCAGUACAAUUUGGUCGCAGGAACGCUUGCAAAAUAUGCUGCGACUACUAGACCUGAUUUGGUCUCCCUCGUCGAAGACAUUCUUCGGUGGGAUGUCAUUGGUCAAUUCUGCCUUACCGAGCUGGGGAGAGGCCUAGACAUCUUCCGAAUGAGGACAUCAGCGACACUUCUUCCAACAGGCCAAUUUGACCUCCAUACGCCGUCGCCCUCGGAUGCCAAGUUCAUGCCGCCAACCAUUCCAGUGAAAGGUCUUCCAUGCGUCGCCGUUGUUUUCGCACAACUGUUGCUACCACCUAGAGGAGGCUCGUCCCCCGUCAACCAUACGCUCACAAGCUUCAAUCACGUCCGUUUGCCGCCCUCGGCCCUUCUCGGGGACCUCACCAAGUCCAACACAAUGCAUCGUGACUUCAUGUCGUCUAUAUGGCGUGUUGCGGUCGGGUCGCUAGCGCUCAGCUCACUUGCGAUACCUUAUCUCCAGGUGGGAUCGUUCGUCGCCGCGCGUUACUUUCAGCGUCGUCAUGUCACCAGUUUGCAAGGAAAUCCUUUACCCAUAAUUUCAUACCGAACACAACAGCUCCCUUUAUUACACGCCAUUGCUCAGGCGUUCGUUCUGAGAGCGCUUUACAAAUGGGCUAUCGAACAGUUUAUGGACAAGAAUCUUGAUGUUCGUGUGCGACAUGGCAUCGCGGCUUGCUGUAAAGCAGUCAUGGUUCAGCAUGCACAAGUUGCAAAUUAUGUCCUGUCUGAAAGACUGGGAGCUCAAGGCCUCUUCGAAUAUAAUCAGCUGUCCAACUUUUAUAGCGAGAUGAGGGGAGUUAGCAUCGCUGAAGGCGACAUUUUAGGACUUUCUAUGCGACUCGUGGCAGAUACCCUGGCGCAAACCUACAAGUUGCCUCCCUCGACACACCCAGAUGGCCCACUUGCGAUGCACGAAAUCUCGUUAUUCGAUGAGGCAACCGAGACCGUUUCCUCCUCAUCCGAUUUCACGCAAGCGUUCAUGCAAUAUGUGCAGCCACGCUGUCAGCUGAUGGUCGAAUCCAUGGGACACCGCAUGGCCUGUGAUGCCGCUGUCGACCAAGAAGUCUCGCAAUGUCUUGUCGAUCUGUAUAUCAUCAAUGCGAUCAAGACAGAUGCCGCGUGGUAUGUAGAACAUGGCGUAUUCACGCGGAAGGCCAUCGUGCAUAUGGAAGAUGCUGCUUUGUCAGCAGCUUUGCCUCGCCUGGAAGAGUGGCUCACUGCGAUGGAGGUUGAGCCAUACGUGUCGUCGCCUGUCAUAUCGGAUAAGCGCUGGGAGGAAUUUAGCAAGAUGUUGCCUGUCUAUCGCUCACCUCAGGCUCAGGUACUAGCGGCGCGACUUUAG
This is a messenger RNA of Suillus discolor, 1584 nucleotides long. Its product is annotated as acyl-CoA dehydrogenase NM domain-like protein. The transcript has 8 exons. Gene Ontology annotation, cellular component: peroxisome. The coding region runs from base 1 to 1584 and encodes 527 amino acids. Gene Ontology annotation, biological process: lipid homeostasis; fatty acid beta-oxidation using acyl-CoA oxidase. NCBI's taxonomy places the organism in Eukaryota, Fungi, Basidiomycota, Agaricomycetes, Boletales, Suillaceae. Gene Ontology annotation, molecular function: FAD binding; acyl-CoA oxidase activity; fatty acid binding. The record is from RefSeq and is a predicted model, not a curated record.